Messenger RNA from Myotis myotis, 2679 nucleotides. It is a transcript of the gene RARA, whose product is annotated as retinoic acid receptor alpha. Lineage: Eukaryota; Metazoa; Chordata; Mammalia; Chiroptera; Vespertilionidae. Bases 572 to 2143 code for a protein of 523 amino acids. The transcript is spliced from 10 exons. Gene Ontology annotation, molecular function: nuclear glucocorticoid receptor binding; RNA polymerase II cis-regulatory region sequence-specific DNA binding; nuclear receptor activity. Gene Ontology annotation, biological process: cellular response to corticotropin-releasing hormone stimulus; regulation of transcription by RNA polymerase II; retinoic acid receptor signaling pathway. Gene Ontology annotation, cellular component: transcription regulator complex; nucleus. The record is from RefSeq and is a predicted model, not a curated record.
CCCCAAGUCUGGGGCUCCGGGUAAAGUUUCAGCCUCCGCACGUGACUCGCCAUGGCCGCUGCCUUCGGCCCGCGCUGCUGAGCUCGGUCCCCCGGACGGCUCCUCUCCCGGGACCCCGCAGCCCUGACGCCGAGCUGUCCCGAGGCGCAGGGGCAGGGCAGACGCCGCGCCCGUGGGCGCACGGACGGAUUGCGUCCCCCCGCUGCGAGCGUCACAGGACAUGGCCCCCCCAGCUGCCUAGCUGGGGCCCACCUAGGAGAGGCAUCCUCUUCGGCGCCCUGAAGGCCAGCUCUGGACCUCCCCAGGAAAGUGCCCGCUUGCAGAACUGCUUGACCAAAGGACCAGCUCUUGGGACGUCCCCGAAGCCCUGGCCCCCAGCUAGCGUGGGGGCUCCAGGCGGCUGAGAUUAGUCCGCUAGCCUUGGACAGCAGCCCCAGGACAGAAGGGGGGGUGGGCUGACCACCCCAGCCCCCUUCGGGCCCAGGCCCCAUGCCCCGAGGAGGGGCGGCCUGAAGCCCGCCGGAGCCUUCCGCCAGACUGUCUGCCUGCCUCCUGACUGUGGCUGCUUGGCAUGGCCAGCAACAGCAGUUCCUGUCCGACACCUGGGGGAGGGCACCUCAAUGGGUACCCGGUGCCCCCCUACGCCUUCUUCUUCCCCCCGAUGCUGGGUGGACUCUCCCCGCCAGGCGCUCUGACCACUCUCCAGCACCAGCUUCCAGUUAGUGGCUACAGCACACCCUCCCCAGCCAGCUGGAGGGAAAGAGCGAUAAGAGGCCUGGGCCAGAUCUCCAUCCUGUCCUGGAAGCAGCGGAUACAAUCUGUUCACACCCAUCCCCACCCCCCCCGAGUCUACCCACUGCCGCCCGCGGGAGUUUGCAGAGCUCAGCAGGCAGCCUUCCCCCAUCUCCAGACAGACACCGUAGGAACAGAGUCCAUUGAGACCCAGAGCAGCAGUUCCGAAGAGAUAGUGCCCAGCCCUCCCUCGCCGCCCCCCCUCCCCCGCAUCUACAAGCCUUGCUUUGUCUGCCAAGACAAAUCCUCAGGCUACCACUAUGGGGUCAGCGCCUGUGAGGGCUGCAAGGGCUUCUUCCGCCGCAGCAUCCAGAAGAACAUGGUGUACACGUGUCACCGGGACAAGAACUGCAUCAUCAACAAGGUGACCCGCAACCGCUGCCAGUACUGCCGGCUGCAGAAGUGCUUCGAAGUGGGCAUGUCCAAAGAGUCCGUGAGGAACGACCGGAACAAGAAGAAGAAGGAGGCACCCAAGCCUGAAUGCUCGGAGAGCUACACGCUGACGCCAGAGGUGGGGGAGCUCAUUGAGAAAGUGCGCAAAGCGCACCAGGAGACCUUCCCUGCCCUCUGCCAGCUGGGCAAAUACACUACGAACAACAGCUCAGAACAACGUGUCUCUCUGGACAUCGACCUCUGGGACAAGUUCAGUGAACUCUCCACCAAGUGCAUCAUUAAGACUGUGGAGUUCGCCAAGCAACUGCCUGGCUUCACCACGCUCACCAUUGCUGACCAGAUCACCCUUCUCAAGGCUGCCUGCCUGGACAUCCUGAUCCUGAGGAUCUGCACGAGGUACACGCCCGAGCAGGACACAAUGACCUUCUCGGACGGGCUGACGCUGAACCGAACCCAGAUGCACAACGCCGGCUUCGGCCCCCUCACAGACCUGGUCUUCGCCUUCGCCAACCAGCUGUUGCCCCUGGAGAUGGAUGACGCUGAGACUGGGCUGCUCAGCGCCAUCUGCCUUAUCUGUGGAGACCGGCAGGACCUGGAGCAGCCGGACAGGGUGGACAUGCUGCAGGAGCCGCUGCUGGAGGCGCUGAAGGUCUACGUGCGGAAGCGGAGGCCCAGCCGGCCCCACAUGUUCCCCAAGAUGCUCAUGAAGAUCACGGACCUUCGAAGCAUCAGCGCUAAGGGGGCUGAGCGGGUGAUCACGCUGAAGAUGGAGAUCCCAGGCUCCAUGCCGCCCCUCAUCCAGGAAAUGCUGGAGAACUCAGAGGGCCUGGACACUCUGAGCGGACAGCCGGGGGGCGGGGGGCGGGAGGGGAGUGGCCUGGCUCCCCCACCCCGCAGCUGUAGCCCCAGCCUCAGCCCCAGCUCCAACAGAAGCAGCCCGGCCACCCACUCCCCGUGACCACCCGCGCCCCGUGGACACAGCCCUUGCCCCUCGCCCGGCUUUUCUCUGCCUUUCUACCAACCGCGCGACCCCAGCCAGCCCUGCCCCUCCCUGUCUCCCUUCCGGGGACAGGAGGCAGGAGGGAGGAGGUGGCGACUCCUUGGACAGAGGCCCGGGUGCUGUGGACUGUUACUCUGCGGCCUGGGUGGUCGGGGGCGAGGUCACGAACUGCGUGAGGACCCCUGGUCCUGGGCCUCAGGAUGGGGCCUGGGGGCCUGUGUUCAUCAAGACACCCGUCCGCCCACCUCGCCACAUCUUCAUCACCAGCAAAGGCCAGGACCUGGCCCCUCCAUCCUCAGAACUUGCAAGCCAUUGCCCCCCGGUUGGGGAACCCCCCCCUUGCCUUGGUUGGUGACAGAGGGGGUGGGCCAGGGGUGGGGGGCUCCCCCUGUACAUACCCUGCCAUACCAACCCCCAGGUAUUACCGCUGGUUUUGUUUUUAUUUUAAUUUUUUUGGUUUUGAUUUUUUUUAAUAAGAAUUUUCAUUUUAAGCA